Capsicum annuum is the source of this 1506-nucleotide messenger RNA. RefSeq names its product protein IQ-DOMAIN 8. NCBI's taxonomy places the organism in Eukaryota, Viridiplantae, Streptophyta, Magnoliopsida, Solanales, Solanaceae. The transcript is spliced from 6 exons. The coding region runs from base 569 to 1069 and encodes 166 amino acids. The record is from RefSeq and is a predicted model, not a curated record. Gene Ontology annotation, molecular function: protein binding.
CAAAUGAAAUAAUAUUUCCUCUCUUUUAAUUUUUAACCCUAAACAUUUCCCUCUCUCAUUUUUCCCCAAUUAGAGAGAGGGAGGUACUCUCCGUCCAUCAAUUAGAGAGAGAUGCUAUUCAAAGAACCACUCUUCAUUGGGAAAACACAAGUUGAUCAAAUCGACAAGAUGUUCAGAAUUCUUGGCACCCCAAAUGAGACAAUUUGGGAAGGGUUCUCCGAGCUUCCUGGCGUGAAAGUCAACUUUGUAAAGCACCCGUAAGUAUUAUCUUUUUUCAAGAAUCGCGUAAACAUGGGUGGUUCGGGGAAGUGGAUUAAAUCUUUAAUCAGUCUCAAAAAGAAUCAAUCAAGCGAUUCCGUAAGUUUUUUAUUUUGUGUUUAUAAUGUUAUAGCCUCUUGUAGAAAUGCAGGAUAAAGCCGAGCACGAUAGACCCUUCUGGUUCAGUAUUUUUGUUUUGUUAAUGUGAAUUGUUUUAUUUGGGGGGGGGGGGGGGGGGGGUUGGUGGGAGAAGGAGGGGGUAAAAAAAAAAAAAUGGAAGCUAUGGAGGAGUGCAUCAGGUGGAAUUGCUAUGACGAUGUCGAAAGGCGUAAAAAGGGGUGGGAAUUUGGGAGAUUCAGAUGGAUCUGAAUCUUCAUUUCUGUCUGACACUGCUUUGGCUGCUGCUAUGGCUACUGUGGUCAGAGCUCCGCAUAAGGAUUUGGUGGUUGUGAAGAAAGAAUGGGCUGCUCUUCGAAUUCAGACUGCGUUUCAGGGUUUUCUGGCAAGGCAUGCGUUAAGCGUAUUGAAAGCAGUAGUCAGGAUACAGGUGAGAAACCAAGCUGCUGUAACCCUUACGUGUAUGCAGGCUCUUGUCCGAGUGCAGGCUCUAGUUAGGGCCCGAUGCAAUCAAACAUCAGUUGAUGGAGAUGCGACGAAGGGUUCUUUCGUUGAUAGCCAAGCUGAUCCAAUUAAGCAAGCUGAGGAAGCACUAGGAAAGACUGGAAUCAUCAAUAUUUUACAACUUACAACGUGCUCAUUUCGAUUCUGGACUCCAAGAAAGGAAGAUUUAGUUACUUUCACGGCUGGAUGAAUAUCUAUAGCUGAUUUAAGCCCCCCAGACUGCUAAGGAAACACUUAAUCUGAGAGCAAGUCCUUAAACUUGAGACUAGGCGACUUGCACAGCUGGACAGCUGGAUAGUUUCAGGAAACCCUUCCUGCGUCAAGCCAGAUACAGCAUUUACUAACUUUAAUAAGCCCAGACUCACCAAUAAAUCAACUUUUUCCCCUGUGCAUUCAUCUACACCUUCUGAAAAGAAGAGUCACUAGUCAAGUAAAGAUACAAGCAGCUGAAUGCUCUAUUGAUUCAAUAGAUUAAUUGUUUUCCUGUAGGAGAAAGUAACACAUGAUAUGCACGAAAUAAUAUCGGGCAAGGGAGAGGGUGUCAACUUUUUCCACUUCUAACUUCAUAGGACAUGUACUGUAAUUGAAUCUUGUUUAUGGUAUUCUUGGAUAUGCGGAUUUCCAAAA